AUCACAUCGUUUUUCCAUUUCAUAUUUUAUAAUUUGUUUACAAUUUUGUUUAAUGAAAAAAAAUAUAAAUACAAUCUUCCAAAUGGAUGAAUUCGAAUGGACUGUUGUUCAUGAAGGGCAGUUAUUGGAUGCAAUGGUUGGACACAAGCCGGUUGGAAUAAAUAAAUACUUUCAGAUGGCAUUUAUAUGUGAUAAGUUUAUGGAUAAUAUACACAAAGACAUAGAUUCAGAAAGGGUUUGGACCCAUUUGGAAACUAUGUAUAAUCUUGAAGCGUUAGACGAAUGUGAAUCUAUUCCUUUUCCCAACUCCGAACAAGAGUUUAAUCUGCCAGAGUCUGAAUUUGGUAGCUGGAUAACAAAGAAAGAGGAAGAAAAGAAUUCUCAGUCAGGAGGAAAAAGUUCCAGUGAAUCUCCAGUUAAACAGGUAAAAGAAAUAAAAAAGGAAGAGAAGACUCCAAUCAAGAAUCAAAAAGAACGACGAGAUAGCAAAGAAGGUAAAGACAAUAAUAAAACACCCAUUGCCAAAAAAGAAAUAAAAAAGGAAUCAGAAAAGGUAAAACCAAUUGGAAACAAAGGUAGAAAUUCAACAUCGUCCAAUAGUGAGAGCAAAAGUGGUAAAACAAAAUUUGAAGACACCCCUAAGCCUGCCAAGAGACCCACCAGGGGCAGCUUGAAACCCAAUGAUGAUUCCGGUUCCAGUGGAAAGUCUAGCCCUAUCACUGUCACUCCAACUGCAAAAAGAGUCAGGCGUAUUUAAAAACCAGUGAACAUCAUUAUUAAUAUAUUAAAGUUACCUUAGAUACCUAGUUGAAACCAAAAUGGAAGACAGGGUAUAGAAUGAAAAGUAUAUUCUGGAAUUUUUUUAACACUUCUAGGUGUAUAGAGCUAACACAUAGUUAUUGAUCUCUCUGAAAUCAAAAUCAAUAUUUAGGUCCAAUAUUUCCUUUCAAAUUUUUUUGCUGAAUUCCUAACAGCCUUUAAAAUAAUAACAUUGUUUUUAUUCAUAUUGAAUGAUAAUUAACUAUAUCGACACAAUUUUUGUCAAAGUAUUGUCAGCCAAAUUGAGUCAAUUUCAUAGCAGAUAACUUUUUUUUCUUUGAUGUGACAUUGGAUAGAUAGGUACUUUUUAACUUAUAACGUUUAAUCAAAUACACUAAGCAUCAAAAUUAACGCACCACCUUAAAAAUGGGUCAUUUUUGAUGUCUCGUAUUUCCUAAACCUGUCGUUCGAUUUUGUUUUUUGUGUUUUUUCGUCAAAGUUUGGAACACACUGUGGAAUAUUUUAGCGUAUAUAAAAUAUUGAAAUUAAAACUCAACUGUAGCCUUAGGCUUUUUUAACAUUUUGCUUUUUGAUUCAUUCGCUUAUGUGGAAUAAUAAAAAAGUUAGGUACUUUAAGAACUAGCCGUGUUAUUCAUCAAUAUAGGGUGUUUCUAAAUAAGUGCGACAAACUUUAAGGGGUAAUUCUGCAUGAAAAAAUAAUGACCGUUUGCUUUAUAAACAAUGUCCACGAAUGAUUCGUUUCCGAGAUACGGGAUGUUGAAUUUUUUCUUACAAACUGACGAUUUAUUUAUUGCUCUAAAACCGGUUGAGAUAUGCAAAUUAAAUUUGGUAGGUUUUAAGAGGUAGUUAUUGCGCAUUUUGACAUACAUUUACAAAUUUUAUAUUCGCCAUAGGCGUGCGUACGUGAUGUAUUUAAAAUGUUUAUACCCGUAUGCACGCCAAUGGUGAAUAUAAAAUUCGUAAAUGUAUGUCAAAAAAUGCUUAAUAACUACCUCUUAAAAUCUACCAAAUUUCAUUUGCAUAUCUCAACCAGUUUUAGAGCAAUAAAUAAAUCGUCAGUUUGUAAGAAAAAAUUCAACAUCCCGUAUCUCGGAAACAAAGCAUUUGGGGACAUAUGUUUAUAAAACAAACGGUCAAUAUUUUUUUCAUGCAGAAUUACCCCUUAAAGUUUGUCGCACUUAUUUAGAAACACCCUGUAUUUAUGAAUAAUAUUGCUAUAGUCGGUUCGCUAAACUCAGACACAACUGGCUAGUGAUUUUAUUAAGUAAUUUUGCCAAUUUGGUAAAAUUGGCAAAAAAAAUAAUUAUUAAAUAGUUAGUAAUUACCAAAUAAUUAGAAAUUUUACCAAUUUUGGCAAAAUUGGCCAAAAACAAAAAAAUUACCGACUAAAAUCACUAGCCAGUUAUGUCUGAGUUUAGCGAACCGACUAUAGUUGUUAAAGUACCUAACUUUUUUAUUAUCCAACAUAAGCAAAUUAAUCAAAAAGCAAAAUGUUAAGAAAGCCUAAGGCUACAGUUGAGUUUUAAUUUCAAUAUUUUAUAUACGCUAGAAUAUUUCACAGGGUGUUCCAAACUUUGAGGAAAAAACACACUAUCAUUGUUACACCCGGUAUACAAUGACACUUACCUCUUUAGCAAUAAUAUUAUUACUUCGAUAUUUUUGAAUAAUAAAGCUAUAAUAUACUAAAAAAAAGCACUCAAAUCGGACAACGGGUUUAGGAAAUACGACACAUCAAAAAUGUCCCAUUUUUAAGGUGGUGCGUUAAUUUUGAUGCUUAGUGUAUUAUAGGAACAUAGUGAGAAAAAAGUUAUCUCACUCAUCUGGCUUAUCUCACUCAUUAGCAUACGGACGGUCCGAUAAGCACUUAGCCUCCAAAUGAAAAACGAAAAGUUUGGAAAAGUGAUGAUAUAUUUCUGAAUGUAGUCUCCUUUUAGCUCGAUACACUUGGCCCAGCGAUGCUCCAACUUAUUUAACCCUUCUGAAAAAUACGUUUUAUCGAUGUCUGCAAAGUAGGCUUCCAUGGCGGCGAUGAACUCCUCAUUUGACUUAAAUUCCUGCCUGGCGAGUGACUUUCUUAGUUUGGACACAAAAAAAGAAGUCGUACAAGGCCAAAUCAGGAGAAUAAAGUGGAUAGGACGGCAGUUCGUAGCCCAGUUUGGCCAUGACGACGGCGGAAGUGUGACGAGGUGCGUUGUCAUGGUGGAAGAGCAUUUUUUUCUUCCCCAAUUUGGGGCUGUUUUUCUGCAAUUCGACGUCGAAUCGGCCCAAUAAUACGACCGUUUGGUCCUUUUCAAGUAAGUCGAUAUAGAUCAUACCUUGCUAAUCCCAGAAAACGGUGGUCACCAGCUUUUCGGCCGAUAGGACAGUCUUCGCCUUCUUCAGAGCACGUUCGUUGGGUGACGUCUACUAUAUCGACUGUUCCUUGAUCUCUGGUGAGUACCGGUGGAUCCAUGUUUUGUCAACGGUUAGGAAGCAAUGUAGAAACUCUUUCGGAUAACGCUUAAACAGCUUCAGAUACUGCUCUGGAGUGGUCUUAUGGUUGCGCUUGUUGGCCUGAGGGAGAAAAUGUAACACCCAUCGCACCGACAGCUUUCUCAUUCCCAAAAUUUCGUGCAGGAUAUUACUCACGCAGUCUUUUGAGAUGUCUACUGUCUCAGCUAUCUCGCGAACAUUCAGUCGGUGGUCUGCCAAUACGAGAUCGUGAAUUUCUUUUACAUUAUCCUCCGUGAUAGUUGUUUUCAGGGCACCUGGAUAUGACUUGGAUCAAAAACCGACGUGCGAUCACGUUGAAACUCGUUAACAGGUUGACUGCCGAACACACCUAUAGGUGUGUUCUCGUGUCAUACUGCGAUGAUGCCAAGUCGAGGUGUGCCGUUACCAGUGUUCCCAAACCUACCUAAAAAUCGGUAAAUCUACGAAAUCAACGUGACAAAUACAGUUUUUAAGCUUCUUUUCUGUUCUCUAGUUAUAACUACUUCCAGAAUCCAGAUGUUAAUAAUAUGUACUGACUGUAAAUCUGGCAACAGAGAGUAGUCUUGUUACUUGUCAACAAACAACAAGGAGAAGUGCCAACUUCUCGUUUUCAGUAUCUCGGUUCUCAAUCUCAAUUAUCAUAUGCAUUACAGAAUGCAGAUUCUGUAGAAGGAACAAGAGGAGAAAGAUGACUAUUUUUGAAUGCAAAGCAUGACCGGAAUAUCCUGGUCUAUGUGUAGAAUGUUUUGAUGAGUUUCACAAAAACUGAUGAUUUUAUUGUUCAUUUUUUAUUGUUUUAGCUUUUCAUAACUUAAGCAAAUAAUUUUGUUGGUUUUUAUUUUAGUCACUUAUGACUUUUGCAAAUAAAUACAUGUAUGUAUUUUACCACUGCAAUAGAAUAUUUUAACACACCUAUAGGUGCAUUCUGGCACCGAGUAAAUGAUUUCCGUUUUAGACAUGCUUGCUAUCCAAGUCAUUUAUAUAAAAUAAAUGUGAUUCAAGACGAUAAUUGCAAACAUUGCGGAAAACAGGGUGAUCUUGAUCAUAUCUUUUUUGAAUGUACUAAGUCUCAACAGCAUUCAAACUCUCUCUAUAAAAAUUUAAUUAAACUUGAUAUGCAUGCACCAUUCAAUAUCCAGUCUCUGCUGGCUACAGGCUCACAACAAAUAUACAAUAUCAUUAUAGAUUUCUUGUUAGAUACACGCACAAUCCUAUAAGAUUUGUACGCGCCCAUUAUAUUUUGUAUGACUUAAGUUCAGAUUUGCAUCCUUUUUUAUCAUAAAUGUAAUAUCACUUUAUCAGAGAUCCAUGAUUAUUUUUAUUGUAUUAUUAUUGUAUUGUAUUGUUUCUGUUUAAUUUUGUAUUAGGGAUAGGAUUGUAUAUUCUUUAUAGCAACUGGCUGAAUGACUAAUGUCUAUGCCAUUAAAUAAAAAAAACUGAUUUCCGUAUCUGAUGCCAAUCACACCUCUAGGUGUUUUAGUUUUUUUGUGUAAUUCUUAUCACAACACCUUCAACUAACUUUAUUUAUAUAUUCAUGUAUACAACAAUACACACAUAUAUCUUUAAAAAAAUAGUCGGCACCGGACACAAAUGUUAUAAUUUUUCUCGGCAGUUAACCUGUUAAACCAAUGUUGAUCGGUCGCCAUAGAAGGAGAAGAGUCACCGUACACAGCAUUCAAGCGCUCUUAGAUUUCACUGUGCCAUGUCCCUUCCAAAAACAAGAAUCGAUCACCGGCCGAUAUUGCUAUUUUUUCAUUUUUCUAAAAUCCCCGAAACGCCCGCUUCCACGCGCGGUCAAAACAAAAUUCUCUUACGGUAAUAGUACCAUCGCGCGGAGUGGCUAAGUACUUAUCGUACCACCUACAUAUUAAUUCUAUUUGUAAGCCGCAAGACAGUGCGCAACAUUGUGUUAUGAAAGUAGUAAUUUUUGUAGCAUUAUAAGGGCAAGGCACAGCAUUAUAAUAAGAACACAUUUGCUUAAAAGCCUGGACAGUGUUUUAUAUUUACAGGGUGUUAGUAAAUAAGCGCGACAAAUUUUAAGGGGUAAAAUUCUGCAUGAAAAAAUAAUGUUAGUUUCCUUUAUAAAUAUAAUGUGCAAAUGAAAUGGUUGAGAUAGGCAAAUGAAAUUUGGCGCAUAUACGGGUAAUCGUAUAAAUUUUUUAAAGAAAAAAAAAUAGUAUGUCAGUGAGAUAUUUUAAAUUAAAAAUUAUUUUUGAAUUCAUCGUUCAAUUUGUGAUAAAGAAUUUAUCUUCCCUUUUGUUCAUAUGAGGCGCCGUUUUUAUGCAAAAAAGGUAAAACAUCAACACUUACAAAGUAUUCGAAGUAAGUUUUUAUACAUAUAGAAGUUUGUAUGAAAAAUUUCAACACCCCGUAUCUCGAAAACGAAGCAUUUGCGGACAUAUGUUUAUCAAGCAAACUGUCAUUAUUUUUUCAUGCAGAAUUACCCCUUAAAGUUUGUCGCACUUAUUUACUAAUGCCCUGUAUAUAUACAGUAACCGCCACGCUACUAGACACACGGGUACAUUGAGGUAAUACAGUCCUGGACCCUUCACUUGUUGCACUGUAUAUUUUUAUGUCUAGUGACGUCUAGAACGUCAGAAAAUGUAUAGAAAACAUAGAAAGUUGACAGCUGUUUGAAGUUUAUAGUUGUAAAAGUUAUAAAGUAUUAUAAUAUUUUUUCUGUUAAGUUUUUUUUUGAAGCAGAAUAACAAUAGUAUUAAUUAAUGUAAACUUACGUGCAUAGAAAUCGGCCCGCUUAAAAAUUUUGUCUUUUUUGUCUCAUAUUUCCUAAAGCUGUUGGCCGAUUUAAGUGAUUUUUUUAAUGUUAUAGCCUGAUUCUUUAACAAUAUGAAUGUAAUAAUAUUGUUGCUAAGCAGGUAAAUUUUUAUUGUAUGCCGGAUGUACGAAUCAAACUGUGUUUUUUUCUCGAAGUUCGCAUCACCAGUUUUCUUAAUAUUAUGUUUUUUUAUUCAUUCGUUUAUGUUGGAUAAUAAAAAGUUAGGUACUUUAACAACUAAACAUGUUCUUCAUCGAUACACGGUGUUUCUAAAUAAGUGCGACAAACUUUAAGGGGUAAUUCUACAUGAAAAAUAAUGACCAUUUGCUUUGUAAACAUUUCCGCAAAUGCUUCGUUUCCGAGAUACUGUUUGUAGAAUUUUUUCUUACAACUGACGAUUUAUUUAUUGCUCUAAAACCGGUUGAGAUAUGCAAAUGAAAUUUGGUAGGUUUUAAGAGGUAGUUAUUUCGCAUUUUUUGACGUACAAUUAAAAAUUUUAUAUUCACCAUUGGCUUGCAUAAAGGGUAACAUGACCGGGUAGUAUGACCCGUAUGCACGCCAAUGGUGAAUAUAAUUUUUUUAAUUGUAUGACAAAAAAUGCGCAAUAACUACCUCUUAAUACCUACCAAAUUUCAUUUGCAUAUCUCAACCGGUUUUAGAGGAAUAAAUAAAUCGGCAGUUUGUAAGAAAAAAAUCAACGCCCCGUAUCUCGGAAACGAAGGAUUUGCGGACAUAUGUGUUUAUAAAGCAAACUUUCAUUAUUUUUUCACGCAGAAUUACCCCUUAAAGUUUGUCACACUUAUUUAGAAACACCGUGUAUUGAUGAAGAACAUGUCUAGUUGUUAAAGUACCUAACUUUUUUAUUAUCCAACAUAAAUGAAUGAAUAAAAAAACAGAAUAUUAAGAAAACCUGAAGCUUUAGUUUGGUUUUAAUUUCAGUAUUUUAUAAAUGCUAGAAUAUUCCACAGGUUGAUGCGAGCUUUGAGAAAAAAAACACAGUUUGAUUCAUACACCCCGUAUACAAUAAAAUUUACCUGUUUAGCAACAAUAUUAUUACAGCGAUAUUGUUAAAGAAUCAGGCUAUAACAUAUUAAAAAAUCACUUAAAUCGGCCAACAGGUUUAGGAAAUACGAAACAUAAAAAAUGACCAAAUUUUUAAGUGGGCCCAUUUAUAUGCACGUAAGUUUAUUUUCUGUAUGGAAAAAACAAUUAUUUUGAAUGGUUUCAUGACAGUCACAUGGCAUAUCAGACAUAAAAGUCAUAUGUGAGAACGGGCCAGAUUAGCCCACGCCUAGAAAUUUGAUACCCGCGUGUGUCUACUAGCGUGGCGCUUACUGUAAUAAAACAGGUCACUAAUAAAAUAGCUAAAUAAAGACAAUACCUAUGCAAGUUUUUUAAGUGUUUCCUACGAAAUAUAAAAGCAAUUAACUUUGAAAACAAAAAUUGGAUCUGUAUCACUCUCUAUAAAUAUACCACUUUCAUCUCGAAAUUUAAUUACACAAUGUGUAAUGAAAUAAUUAUGUAAAACAUGACUGAUUUUGAUGUAAACGUUUAGAAUACAUUAAUAUACCAAAUUGAUAGUGUUCGAGCAAAUAUGGGUUUUAGAAAGAAAAGUUGGUUUUUUUUUGUAAUAAUAUUUUUGGAAAUUCUACCACUUUUAUCUGAAAAAAUGUAGGAAAUAACCAGUUCUAGUGGUUGCUUCCCAUACAAAAUUUUGAUAAAAGAAAGAUCUAACAAUUUUUUCUACCACACGUUUUUCCGUAUUGUCCUUUGCUUUUCAAGACCUUGAAGCAACUUUAUAAAUAAACACCUACUCGACACUUUAGAAUUUUUUUAGAACUAAGUUCCUUGCCACUGAAGUAAUGGAUUUUCAUCUGUAGUUAAUAAAAUUAUGUUUAUAAGCAAAUUGCAUCUUAAAGAAAUUCGGACAAUAUACACUAAGCACCAAAAUUAACGCAGCACCUUAAAAAUAGGACAUUUUUGAUGUCUCGUAUUUCCUAAACCUGUUGUCCGAUUUUAGUGAUUUUUUAGUAUAUUAUAGCUUUGUUCUUCAACAAUGUCAGUUUAAUAAUAUUAUUGCUAAACUGGUAAGUGUCAUUAUAUACCGGGUGUAACAAUCAUACUGUGUUUUUUCCUCAAAGUUUGAAACACCCUGUGAAAUAUUCUAGCGUAUAUAAAAUAUUAAAAUUAAAACUCAACUGUAGCCUUAGGCUUUCUUGACAUUCUACUUUUUGAUUCAUUCGCUUAUGUGGAAUAAUAAAAAAGUUAGGUACUUUAACAACCAGUAGCCAUGUUAUUCAUCAAUACAGGGUAUUUCUAAAUAAGUGCGACAAACUUUAAGGGGUAAUUUUGCAUGCAAAAAUAAUGACCGUUUGCUUUAUAAACAUAUGUCCACAAAUGUUUCGUUUCCGAGAUACGGGAUGUUGAAUUUUUUCUUACAAACUAACGAUUUAUUUAUUGCUCUAAAACCGGUUGAGUUAUGCAAAUGAAAUUUGGUAGGUUUUAAGAGGUAGUUAUUGCGCAUUUUUUGACAUACAAUUAAGAAUUUUAUAUUCACCAUUGCGUGCAUACGGGAUGUAUCUAAAAUGUUUAUACUCGUAUGCACGCCAAUGGUGAAUAUUAAAUUCUUAAUUGUAUGUCAAAAAACGCGCAAUAACUACUCUUAAAAUGUAUCAAACCUCAUUUGCAUAUCUCAACCAGUUUUGGAGCAAUAAAUAAAUCGUCAGUUUGUAAGAAAAAAUUCAACAUCCCGUAUCUCGCAAACGAAACAUUUACAAGCAUACGUUUAUAAAGCAAACGGUCAUUACUUUUCAUGCGGAAUUACCCCUUAAAGUUUGCCUCACUUAUUUAGAAACACCCUGUAUUGAUGAAUAACAUUGCUAGUUAAAGUACCUAACUUUUUUAUUAUCCAACAUAAGCGAAUAAAUCAAAAAGCAAAAUGUUAAGAAAGCCUAAGGCUACGGUAGAGUUUUAAUUUCAAUAUUUUAUAUACGCUAGAAUAUUCCACAGGGUGUUCCAAACUUUGAGGAAAAACACACUAUCAUUAUAACACCCGGUAUACAAUGACACUUAUCUCUUUAACAAUAAUAUUAUUACACCGAUAUUCUUAAUAUAUUCUUAAUAUUCUUAAGAAUAAAGCUAUAAUAUACUAAAAAAAUCACUGAAAUCGGACAACAGUUUUAGGAAAUACGAGACAUCAAAAAUGUCCCAUUUUUAAGGUGGUGCGUUAAUUUUGAUGCUUAGUGUAUUAUGGCAGUUCAUAGAUUCAUAGAUGUAUCAACAACUUAUAAGAUACAGCUUAAAUAUGUGGGCCGCCAAUAAAAUGAUAAAAGCUUUUUUUAGAAAUCAAAAAACUUUCUUCUAUGUCCCAUGUUUGGUCAGAUAGUACACAUUAAUCUAGAAUUGUAAUAUAAAAUGGUUUAAAACUAUGUAUUUCCUAAAAAAUAAAAAAUUGUUUUAAGUAAAAUUUUAUCAAAGAUAAGGUUAAACUCUAACUAAAUUUUAAUCAGAAUAAACUACCUCGUAAGGUCUUAAAAAGCUGAGACUAAGUUUUAGCUUGCUAUCCAUUUUAAUCAAACAUCUGUUUAAAUUUUCGACCAUCAGGAAGAACUUUUAUCUUUACAAAGUCUUAUAAAUCAAAUUCAUGACAGUUGGAUGAUUCACUGUUAGACAUAAAAGUCACACAAUUUUCUGUAUUCUGGCCUGCAGGUAACCAGCUUAUCAUUAAUCUUUUCUGGUCAGAGGUUGCCAACCUAAUUCCUUAAAAAAUAUGUAUACGAUUCUAAAAAUAUCAAAUACGCUUAGUAGAAAAUAACUUUUUGGUUCCUCGGUCAGUGAAUUGCUUGAUGCGACAUAUUAAGUUACUGUUUUUGUUAUAUCUUCAACGAAAUAGCAGAUAGAGAAAACCAAUCAUCAGCCUCUUCGGUUAUGUCGGCAUCUGGAACGCUACAAACAUCUCCACCAUGGAAUAAAGCAAAGAUGAUCAUCAUUAUAAAUUAUAAUUAAAACGAACUGACCUCAGCAAUAUUCGAAUUCACCAGAUUACACAUAUCGUCCCUGUCAUUUUCAACUAUCGAAUGUGAAAAGUGGUACUUUUCAGGAGAGCAAAAAUAACUCUUUUUUAAAGACUCCUAAAUCAGCGCAUUGACAAAUGGUAAAAUUUUUAUAUUUUUUGUAUGUAAUCUUUAAUCCUUGCUAGAUUGAUAACAAAUUUGAACUGCUUAUCAUUUUUUUCUUUCCAAAAAAUCACAUUCGUUACUUUGCUUUUUGUAUCAAUCAAAGAUUUGUUUCGGUUCCAUGAUUCAAAGUAGAGAAUGUAUAAUAGCGAAUAACUGUAUAAUCAAAUAAUGAAAAUCCGUUAAAAUGAAAUCAUAAACUGCCUCACAAGAAUCUCUUGGAAGCGAUAUUGAAACAAAAUUCGCACAAAUUGUAAACACGUGCAUUUUAUUCUUCUCAGUAGUUUAGCAUUUUCGACAGUUUACAGAUUAUAAUUGAAUAAAACUGUUAAAUUACAACACAAACUAGCGAAUGUGACACAUUCGACAUUUAGCGUUGUACAAAUAUACCUUUAGUUAUAUUUAUACAAAACAGUUUGCAGUUAACCAAAUGAGAAAAUGUUCAUAUUCGAUGGUUUAAACAGCAUAUUUCCUGCGCUCCUAAUCAAGCUACAAUAACGAGAAUUUGCCACAACAUGUAUCACGUAUAAUGCGAGGGCAAGGUAUCGAAUCUUAAAAACCCGAUUUUUCACAUUCGAUAGUUGGAAAUGGUAGGGACGAUAUGUUUAAAAACAUCUAGUAUAAUUUUUCAAUUUAUAUGGAAUGUUUCAUUGCAAUACAUUAUUAAGACUUGCUUGAAAACCCAAUCAAACUCCUACGAAAAUAAAGUUAACUUAAAAAAGAGGACAUGACAUCACACCAUUAUGGCGAAUUGUAAUAACCUUUAAUCUUUGAUAGUAGUUUUGCUUUUGAGAUGUUUAUUUAAUAAGAAAAAAAUUUAAAAAUUGUGAAAUUUUUAUAGUAUGUAUCACCUUAGAUGUCUUGCUCGGCCACACAGUUCACUAAAAUAUCAUAGUAAUCAUGAUAAAACGAAAAAAUGCAAUAGAAUAAUAGUAUUUCUAGAUUUUAUGGUGUUUAUUCCAUCUAGACAAACUUGUUAUAUUAUUACGAUGUAGUUUGAACAUAAACAUAUUCCAUAAACUAAUAUCUAUACUUCAUUCUAGAAGUAGAUGCCGAAAAUGUAAAGGAUAAUAGAAAUAUACAGUCUUAGAUGUUUUCGAUAUUCUCAUAAAUACACUAAGCACCAAAAUUAACGCACCACCUUAAAAAUGGGACAGUUUUGAUGUCUUGUAUUUCCUAAACCUGUUGUCCGAUUUUAGUGAUUUUUUUAAUAUGUUAUAGCUUUAUUCUUCAAUAAUAUCGAUGUAAUAAUAUUGUUGCUAAACAGAUAAGUGUCAUUGUAUACCGGGUGUAACAAUGAUAGUGUGUUUUUCCUCAAAGUUUGGAACACCCUGUGGAAUAUUCUGGCGUAUAUAAAAUAUUGAAAUUAAAACUCAACUGUAGCCUUAUGCUUUCUUAAAUUAUGCUUUUUGAUUCAUUAGCUUAUGUUGGAUAAUAAAAAAGUUAGGUACUUUUACAACUAGCCAUGUUCUUCAUCAAUACAGAGUGUUUCUAAAUAAGUGUGACAAACUUAAGGGCUAAUUCUGCAUAAAAAAAUAAUAGUCCUGUCGCCAGGGGGGGGGGUACAACGGCCUCCUUAAUUCAGAUGGACUUACCCAAGUUUUUUUAUGUAUUUUGACCCGUAGAACACGAAUUUUUUGGGUAACAAUUGAUCCGGAUUACAUGAGGGAUUACAUAACAGCGAUUUUUCGCAAAACAAAACAUUUUUUGUAUUCUUUGGGUGAUUCUUCAGCAAAAACUGGUCCUACAAGUUUUUUCGUAGGAUGCAUAGUUUUCGAGAUAAACGCAGUUGAACUUUCAAAAAAUCGAAAAAAUGCAAUUUUUGAACCCGAAUAACUUUUGAUUAAAAAAUAAAAUAGCAAUUCUGCUUACUGAAUUUGAAAAUUCACGUCAAAUUCUAUCGGUUUUUUUCAUUGCUAAAAAUUAAGUUUUUAUUUGUUAAACAAAACCAUAAACACAUAGUGUUUCCCGUACCCAAUGCAUGCGUUUUAUGUACGUAAUCUACGUAGAAAUUGUCUGUAUGCGCGCCUACUCGUUCGAAUUCAAAUGAGAAAUGCAUUGAAAACAUCAUUCAAUCACUAUGUGUUUAUAGCUUUGUUUAACAAUAAAAAAAUUAAUUUUUAGCAAUGAAAGUAAUCAAAACCGAUAGAAUUUGGCUUGAACUUUCAAAUGCGGUAAGCAGAAAUGCUAUUUUAUUUUUCAAUCAAAAGUUAUUCGGGUUCAAAAAUUGCAAUUUUUCGAUUUUUUAAAAGUUCAACCGCAUUUAUGUCGAAAACGAUGCAUUCUACGAAAAAACUUGUAAAAACAUUUUUUGCUUAGAAUGGCCCAAAAAAUACAAAAAAAUGUUUUGUUUUGCGAAAAGCGCUGUUAUGUGAUUCCUCAAGUUCUUUGUUUAUAACAAUCUUAUCGAUAUCCGACUGUUACCCAAAAAAUUCAUGUUCUACGGGUCAAAAUACAUAAAAAAGCUUGGGUAAGUCCAUCUGAAUUAAGGAGGCCGUUGUACCCCCACUGGCGACAGGACUAUAAUGACCAUUUGCUUUAUAAACAUAUGUCCGCAAAUGCUUCGUUUCUUAGAUACGGGAUGUUGAAUUUUUUCUUACAAACUGACGAUUUAUUUAUUGCUCUAAAACCGGUUGCGACAUGCAAAUGAAAUUUGGUAGGUUUUAAGAGGUAGUUAUUGCGCAUUUUUUGGCAUACAAUUAAGAAUUUUAUAUUCACCAUCGGCGUGCAUACGGGUAAUAUGACCCGUAUGCACGCCAAUGGUGAAUAUAGAAUUCUUAAUUGUAUGCCAAAAAAUGCGCAAUAACUACCUCUUAAAACCUACCAAAUUUCAUUUGCAUAUCUCAUCCGGUUUUAGAGCAAUAAAUAAAUCGUCAGUUUGUAAGAAAAAAUUCAACAUCCCGUAUCUCGGAAACGAAGCAUUUGCGGCCAUAUGUUUAUAAAGCAAAUGGUCAUUAUUUUUUUAUGCAGAAUUACCCCUUAAAGUUGGUCGCACGUACUUAGAAACACCCUGUAUUGAUGAAGAACAUGGCUAGUUGUUAAAGCACCUAACUUUUUUAUUAUACAACAUAAGCUAAUGAAUCAAAAAGCAUAAUGUUAAGAAAGCAUAAGGCUACAGUUGAGUUUUAAUUUCAAUAUUUUAUAUAUGCCAGAAUAUUCCACAGGGUGUUCCAAACUUUAAGGAAAAAACACACUAUCAUUGUUACACCCGGUAUACAAUGACACUUAUCUGUUUAGCAACAAUAUUAUUACAUCGAUAUUCUUGAAUAAUAAUGCUAUAACAUAUUUAAAAAAUCACUAAAAUCGGACAACAGGUUUAGGAAAUACAAGACAUCAAAAAUGUCCCAUUUUUAAGGUGGUGCGUUAAUUUUGGGGCUUAGUGUAUUAUCAUCUUGAUGCUCAUUGUUAGAGCGUAUUCUUUUCUAUACAAAGCUAUUCUGGUCACCAGUGUCUGAUCAUCUUCAACAUUUUCGGCUAAGAUGACAGUGUCAUCCUUCUUCUUCUUAAAGUUCCCUCUCCUAUCGGAGGUUGGAUAUCAUAAUGGCUAUGGUCACUUUGUUGGCUGCUGCUUUGAAUAGUUGUAAUGAACUACAGUUAAACCAUUCUCUAAGGUUCCUCAGCCAGGAGAUGCGUCUGCUUCCUAUGCCUCUUCCUUGUGUCAUCCUCAUAUUAUCUAAUGUUAGUGCACUCCAUUUACCUUUAUUCCAGCUGUUUCACUCUCAAGGCCUAUUUUCAGGAUCUCUUCCGAGUAGGCAGUAAAAAGAAUUGACGACAAUACGCAUCCCUGUCUCACCCCACGUCUGAUUUCAAUUUCUUCUGACAGCUGUUCUUAAGACGUACUUUUGCUCGCUGCAAUAGUAUAAAUUCGAUAUGAUCCUGAGGUCAUUAUAGUUUAUCUUCUUUAAUUUCGGUACAUUUAUUAAUUAGUGUGUUAAAGCCAAAGUGGUGUAAGUCAUAUUUUUGAAAUGAUGUAGGACUUGCUUUACAAUCUUGAUAUAUAGACCUCUUAAAAGAAGAAAAGUGGUGUAAGUUUCUACACUGUAUUGCUGUAAAGACUUAAAACCACUUUUCCUGAUGACAAGAGGUCUAUAUAUUGAGAUUAUAAAGCGGGACAUUCGAAAAUAUGACUUGCAUCACUUUGGUUUUAAAGGUGAACAUUCACGGUCAUGCCAUCGCGUCAAAUGACGUGAUAUACAGCCAAAUUUUGAUCGUGAGUGUUGAAUCAUGAUUGCUUUUUUGGCGUAAUCCCAAAAUCCGGAUUUCCAUUAGCUUUGUAAUCCAUCGCGUCAUGCCGUUGCUUGACGCCAAGCCAUCAUGCCGUCUGCUCGUGAGUGGCGAUACACCGCGUCAUGCCAUCGCGCCACCCUCCCGGCAGCAUCUAAACAUUCCGUAUAUGUAUUUGGAACAUAGGAGUUUUCUAUUGGUUCGUUGCAGCACGCGGUAAUAUUUUAACCAAUAGGCGGCGAGGUUCCAGAUGCAUAUACGGAAUGUUGGUCGGUCCCAAAUUCAUAUACGGAUUGUUACAAUAUCGUACACCGAAAAAGAUAAGUCUUUUAAAAGGAGAUUGAUUUUAAAAUACUUGUUACUGUCUUAUUAAAUAAAAAUAAAACAAUUAUACCUAGUAUUUCGAAUGUUAUUUGGUGCGAAAUUCAUAUGCGGAAUGUUAAUUAUUCGUAGACCAAAAAUGGGACUUUUUAUUAAUCAGUUAAAGGAGACUGAUUUUAGAAUACCUAUCUUAUUGAUGUAUUAUUAAAGCAAAAUAUAACAAUGAUUAGGUACCUAUUUGGUGCAAAAUUCAUAAAUGGGAUGGUAUAGAUUUGAGAUACAUACAUAUUUCUUUAUUUGACUAUUUCUCAGAAUUUUUAAUGACUUGCACGUGUUGUUAAGUAUGUUUAGAUCUGUUUCAGCUAUUCAAUUCAAUUCUGUUGAAGUUUAGGGCUGUGUGCUAUCAGACGAAAAUAAAUGUUAACUUGGUUAUAACGUUUGCGGUUGUGUUUUAAAUAUUAUAUUCUGGUUUAUAUACAGAGAGAGUCUGUAAUUUGGAAUAAUUUCAAUAUCUCAAAUACUAAUCGUUUUUUUGAAAAUUGCUCAGACCAGUCGAUUAGUAUUUCAAAUUGUCCUUUUUGACAUACAAUAAUAAUGUAUACAGGGUGUUCCAAUUUAGAGAUAUGACGUCAUCGUUGAUUUUCUUAAAUGGCAACACUAUCAUUUUGAUAGCCAUUUUGAUUGGGUGUAUAAAGUUAUACAUAAAUGCAAAAUUUCAAAUUGUUAUUCCCUACCAUAUACAAGAUAAUAAAAAAUAACAAAGUUAUGUCUUUAAUUUGGAAUAAAUUCAAUAAUUCAAAUACUAUUUGUUUUUUUGAAAAAUGCUUAAACCCGUCGAUUUGUAUUUCAAAUUGUCAUUUUUGACAUAAAAUAAUAAUGUAUAAAGGGUGUCCCAAUUUAGAGAUUUGACGUCAUCGUUGAUUUUCUUAAAUGGCAACACUGUUAUUUUGAUAGCUAUUUUGAUAGGGUGUGUAAAGUUAUACAUAACUGCAAAAUUUCAAAUUUUUAUUCCCUACCAUAUACAAGAUAAUAAAAAAUAACAAAGUAAUAAAAAAUAAGUAAUCAAAUAAUAAUUGAAUUUAAUUAUUUCAAUUAAGCAAAUGCUCAUAAUGUUGCCCUCAAUUAUUGUCAAAUGGUCAGUGGGCAAUAUUAUGAGCAUUUGCUUAAUUGAACUAAUUAAAUUUCAUUAUUAUUUGAUUACUUGUUUUUCAUAACUGUUAUUUUUUAUUAUCUUAUAAAUGGUAGGGAAUAAAAAUUUUGAAAUUUUGAAGUUAUGUAUAACUUCAAAUUGGGUGUCCCAAUUUAGAGAUUUGACGUCAUCGUUGAUUUUCUUAAAUGGCAACACUGUUAUUUUGAUAGCUAUUUUGAUAGGGUGUGUAAAGUUAUACAUAACUGCAAAAUUUCAAAUUUUUAUUCCCUACCAUAUACAAGAUAAUAAAAAAUAACAAAGUAAUAAAAAAUAAGUAAUCAAAUAAUAAUUGAAUUUAAUUAUUUCAAUUAAGCAAAUGCUCAUAAUGUUGCCCUCAAUUAUUGUCAAAUGGUCAGUGGGCAAUAUUAUGAGCAUUUGCUUAAUUGAACUAAUUAAAUUUCAUUAUUAUUUGAUUACUUGUUUUUCAUAACUGUUAUUUUUUAUUAUCUUAUAAAUGGUAGGGAAUAAAAAUUUUGAAGUUAUGUAUAACUUUACACACCCUGUCAAAAUAGCUAUCAAAAUGCUAGUGUUGCCAUUUAAAAAAAUCAACGAUGCCGUCUAUCUCUAAAUUGGGACACCUUGUAUACAUUAUUAUUUUAUGUCAAAAAUGACAAUUUGAAAUACUAAUCGACUGGUCUGAGCAUUUUUCAAAAAAACAAUUAUUAUUUGAAUUAUUGAAUUUAUUCCAAAUUACAGACAUAACUUUGUUAUUUUUUAUUAUCUUGUAAAUGGCAGAGAAUAAAAAUUUGAUAUUUUGCAGUGAUGUAUGACUUUACACACCCUAUCACAAUGACAGUGUUGCCAUUUAAGAAAAUCAACGAUGACGUCAUAUCUCUAAAUUGGGACACCCUAUAUACAUUAUUAUUGUAUGUAAAAAAGGAAAAUUUGAAAUACUAAUCCACGGGUCUGAGCAAUUUUCAAAAAAACAAUUAGUAUUUGAGAUAUUGAAUUUAUUUCAAAUUACAGACUCUCUCUGUAUUUAUUUUGGUCUACGAAUAAUUAACAUUCCGCAUAUGAAUUUCGCACCAAAUAACAUUCGAAAUACUAUAGUUGUUUUAUUUUUAUUUAAUAAUACAGUAACAAGUAUUUUAAAAUCAAUCUCCUUUUAAAAGACUCUAAAAAAACUUAUCUUUUUCGGUGUACGAUAUUGUAACAAUCCGUAUAUGAAUUUGGGACCGACCAACAUUCCGUAUAUGCAUCUGGAACCUCGCCGCCUAUUGGUUAAAAUAUUACCGCGUGCUGCAACGAACCAAUAGAAAACUCCUAUGGUCCAAACUCCCGGCAAUGUCCAAACCCACGUCCAUUUUUCGUCUUCACUGAACCACGUCAAAUACAAAAUGAUAACCAAUUUGGAGUGAUCGUUAAUGGGCUAUGAUUUUGGCGUCAAUCCGUUUGACUGAAACCAUUUGGCGUGGUUCCAAAUGAAUUGACCGUGAACAGCCUCAAUUGUUCAUGACUUACUUUAUCGAAUGCUUUAUUACAGUCGGAAAAAUGAAAGAUUACCCAUGAACGAUCACAUCAAUCACAUAUUUUGUAUUUGCUGUCUUUUUCCAUGAAUAGCAAAGCGAGAGAGAGAGAGAGAGAGAGAGAGAGAGAGAGAGAGAGAGAGAGAGAGAGAGAGAGAGAGAGAGAGAGAGAGAGAGAGAGAGAGAGAGAGAGAGAGAGAGAGAGAGAGAGAGAGAGAGAGAGAGAGAGAGAGAGAGAUUAUUAAUAAUCUGAAUAAUAUGUGAUUGAUAUGAUCGUUCAUGGGCAUUUUCAUUUUUCCGACUGUAUAAUUAAUAAAACAGUGGCUACAUUUUCUAAAAAUAGUAGAAUUAUUCAGGGAAAAUCUCCAGACAUGGCAACUUUGGCACUAUAAUGCUCUAAUUUUACAGCAAUUGUUACAAUUACCCGUUCACCCUUCCUUCUUAUAUUUACUUUUUUUAACUUUACGGUAAAAAAUUGCAGCUAAUUGGAUAUUUAUAAUUGUAUUAAAGUAGACUGUGUUCAACUACGCCAUCUAAGGUCGCAUGUACAAACUUUUUAAAAAUGAUUAUUUUGAUACCAAAAAUUGUUAAGGUUUAAGAUAAAUUGGGCACAUAAUUUUUUUUUAUAUCAACAUAUCUGCUUAUUUUCUUUGUAUAAUUUAUGUUAUUGUCCAAUAUGUAUGUAGUUUAUAAGACAUAUUGUGUUCAAAACUCUUUUUAAUUUUUGUUAAUUUUUAGAAAUAAAACGCUUGGAAACAAUGUGAGGUACAAUCAGAAUAACUUUUAUGCCUUAAUAAACAGCAAAACAGUAAGUUCGUUCAGUAUUACAAGCGCAAGUGCCUCAUCGAAUUGUUUCUUAAUUUCAAUGUUUUGUUUUCAUAUCAAACAAAUAUAUAUCUAUAUUAAUC
Messenger RNA from Diabrotica virgifera virgifera (western corn rootworm), 18311 nucleotides. It is a transcript of the gene MrgBP, whose product is annotated as MRG/MORF4L-binding protein. Gene Ontology annotation, biological process: regulation of transcription by RNA polymerase II. Gene Ontology annotation, cellular component: NuA4 histone acetyltransferase complex; nucleus. Lineage: Eukaryota; Metazoa; Arthropoda; Insecta; Coleoptera; Chrysomelidae. Bases 53 to 757 code for a protein of 234 amino acids. The record is from RefSeq and is a predicted model, not a curated record. The transcript has 3 exons.